Molecule: messenger RNA, 5672 nt
Organism: Coregonus clupeaformis (lake whitefish)
Lineage: Eukaryota; Metazoa; Chordata; Actinopteri; Salmoniformes; Salmonidae
Product: ankyrin repeat domain-containing protein 50-like
Exons: 5
Coding region: 808-5088 (1426 amino acids)
Molecular function (GO): protein binding
Source: RefSeq, a predicted model, not a curated record
UAAUUUUGGAGAGCGUUUGGAGGAAGAUAAUUGUUUACUGGCUACAGCGCUGUGUUGGAAAGCAGGAGGUGCCGCUGCUGAAAGAAAGAAUCAUGCAAAGACGCGGAUGGACGAAGUGGAAGAUUGGGCUUGGAAAUCGAUUAAGAAAAUCAAAUAUUGCUUUUAAAGCAUAGCAUUUGGUUAGACGACAGAGGGUUUUACCACGGACACAGAAACCAAAAGAAAAGGGGAUUCAGCAAGAGGAAAGUGACCAGGCGCUCAAUGUUUAUGGAGAGACCAACGCAUCUCUGGCAAAUGUAAUGGAAACAAUAUCUCCGCUUCAGUUUCCCUAUGAAAUGUAUCAAGGGAAGCAAAUAACUGACUCUCAGGGCUAAUUUGUAUCAAGCAGUGGUUGAGUUUGAAAGUGGAUGCACUCAAAGCACUGUGCCCUGUCAUGCACAACACCAUGUUAAAGCAACAAACCUGGAAUAACACUGAGCAUUCAGUCCAGCCAAUGAGAAAGCCAUGGAAAAAGUUUGUGGGAAAUGUACAGUAUAAGCCUCAAUUGUGACUCUUUUUUGCCCCAUAUAUUAAGCGACGUCCCAAAAACUGCUUUUCUUGCCCACAGCCAAUCUGUGUUUUCUCAGAAGGGAGCCUCAGUUGAACUCUGGCUUUAUCACAACACUAAGGACAGCUGCAAUCAACUUGGAAAGGCACAUGUGGAGCCAACAAAAUGGAUAUUCAAAUUUACAGCAGGCCCACUCUGGGUUGAAAAUGUGAGGGCAAGGAAAGCCCUAUGAGGAAUAGCCGGAAUAGCAAUAUCUCAAAAUGGCCCAAACCAGUUUGCUGCAGGGGAAGCGUUUUUACUGCAGGGAGUGGGUCUUCCACAAGAUCCAGCACUGCAUCCGGGAAAAAACUAAUGGCCUGAGUGGUGUGACCACCACUCCCAGCAAGCAGUCCUCUGCCCCCGGUACUGGCGCAUCCAACCCCACCGGCAGUUCCACAGCAGGCUCUGCGAAGGCCACCUCCUGGGGGGUGUUGCUGGUGGGGGGGCCUGGGAGUGGGAAGACGGCCCUGUGCACGGAGCUCCUGUGGCCCACCUCAGUCCAGGGCACUCAUCGGGGGCUGCAGCAGCAGAGUCUGGCCUUCCAUUUCUGCCGUGCGGACGACUCGGACACACUCUGCCUGGGCGGCUUCAUCCGAGGCCUGGUGGCCCAGAUCUGCCGGAGCGGCCUGGUGCCGGAUUACGAGGAGAAGGUGCAUGAACCGGCGGUGCAGAGCGCCCUGCAGCCCGGGGAGUGUGAGAGAAACCCCACUGAGGCUUUCAAGAGGUGUGUUCUCCUCCCACUCUUGAGCGCCAAGCCACCUCAGCAGGCCCUCUUCCUCCUGGUAGACUCUAUCGACGAAGGAUGUCAGCUGGGUGAGGGGGAACAGAGCUCUUCAGGUUCAGGCACACCCAGGACCAUUGCUGAGCUCCUGGCCAGCCACCACGAGUUCCUCCCGCCCUGGCUCCUCCUCAUCUGCUCAGCACGCCGACAGAACAAGGCCAUCACCAAACUGUUCACAGGAUUCCGUAAAAUCAGCCUGGAUGACCUUCGCAAAGCCUACAUCGUCAAGGACGUGCAGCAGUACAUCCUCCACAGGCUCGACCAGGAGGAGGCCCUUCGCCAGCACCUUACCAAGGAGACGGCCGAGAUGCUCAACCAGUUGCACAUCAAAAGCAGCGGCUGCUUCCUCUACCUGGAGCGCGUGCUGGAUGGGGUGGUGGAGAACUUCAUCAUGCUGCGAGAGAUCCGCGACAUCCCCGGCACGCUCAAUGGCCUCUACUUGUGGCUCUGCCAAAGGCUGUUUGUCCGGAAGCAGUUUGCCAAAGUCCAGCCCAUCCUCAAUGUGAUCCUCGCAACUUGCAGGCCGCUUACUCUCAAGGAGCUUUACUAUGCUGUCUGGACCAAAAACAUGGCUCUCACCAUGGAGGACUUUCAGAAGAAGAUGGACAUCCUCUCCAAGUUGUUGGUCGAUGGCCUCAGAAGUACUAAGAUCCUCUUUCACUACAGUUUUGCAGAGUGGCUCCUGGAUGUUAAGCAUUGUACCCAAAAGUACUUGUGUAAUGAAGCAGAGGGACAUAGAAUGAUGGCAAUGAGUUACACUUGCAGGGCCAAGCAGCUCAAACCACUGGAGGUGCAGGAGUUUGCCCUGCAUCUGAUCAAAUCCAACCUGCAGAUAGAGCCUUUCAACCUGGCUCUUUGGAUGGUGUGGAAUGGCACACCCACUAAAGACUCUCUUUCCACCUCUAUACCUAAAGAGCAGGAGGUACUGCAGCUUCUGGUCAAAGCUGGAGCUCACGUCAACAACGAGGACGACCAUGCCUCUUGCAUAGUGCAGCAGGCACUGGAGAGAGAGGAUUCGAUUCGGACAUUGCUAGACAAUGGGGCCUCUGUGAACCAAUGUGACUCUAGUGGGAGAACUUUGCUGGCCAAUGCUGCGUACAGUGGAAACCUGGACGUGGUGAACUUUCUCAUAUCCAGAAGAGCCAACAUGGAGCUGGAGGACAACCAUGGACAAACUGCAGUUACUCUUGCUGCAAGACAAGGGCACACGAAGGUGGUCAACUGCCUCAUUGGCUGUGAGGCAAACAUCAAUCACACAGACCAUGAUGGGUGGACCGCCCUUAGGUCUGCAGCCUGGGGAGGGCAUUCGGAGGUGGUGUCUGCUCUCCUCUACGCUGGUGCCAAAGUUGACUGUGCUGAUGCCGACAGCAGAACUGCCUUGAGAGCCGCAGCUUGGGGAGGCCAUGAAGACAUCGUGCUGAACCUCCUCCAACACGGGGCAGAAGUCAACAAAGCAGACAAUGAAGGAAGGACAGCUCUCAUUGCAGCGGCAUACAUGGGGCACAGAGAAAUUGUAGAGCACCUCUUGGAACAUGGGGCAGAGGUGAACCAUGAAGAUGUGGACGGAAGGACAGCCCUCUCAGUUGCAGCUCUCUGUGUGCCUGCCAGUAAAGGCCAUGCCUCUGUCGUAAGCCUCCUCAUUGACAGGGGUGCAGAGGUCGACCACUGCGACAAAGACUGCAUGACACCCCUCCUCGUGGCUGCCUAUGAAGGACAUGUGGACGUAGUUGAUCUGCUGCUGGAAGGUGGAGCUGAUGUGGAUCACACUGACAACAAUGGCCGAACGCCUCUUCUUGCAGCAGCAUCCAUGGGCCAUGCCUCCGUUGUCAAUACCCUGCUUUUCUGGGGUGCAGCUGUAGACAGCAUUGACAGUGAAGGAAGAACUGUUCUGAGCAUAGCAUCUGCUCAAGGGAACGUAGAGGUGGUCCGAACUCUGCUGGACAGAGGGCUGGAUGAAAAUCACAGAGAUGACUCAGGCUGGACCCCACUGCACAUGGCCUCAUUCGAGGGUCACCGGCAAGUAUGCGAUGCCCUCAUUGAGCAAGGUGCCCGAUGCACAGAGGUGGAUAACGAUGGUCGAAUACCCCUGAUAUUGUCUGCGCAAGAGGGCCACUAUGACUGUGUCCACAUUCUUCUGGAAAACAAGUCUUGCAUCGACCAGAGAGGUUACGAUGGGAGGAAUUCUCUCAGGGUGGCUGCACUGGAAGGCCACAGGGAUAUUGUUGAACUGUUGCUGAGUCAUGGUGCUGAUAUAGAUUAUAAAGACGCAGACGGACGCCCAACAUUAUACAUAUUGGCACUUGAGAAUCAGCUAGCAAUGGCAGAGUACUUCCUGGAAAAUGUGGCAAAUGUGGAAGUCAGCGACACAGAGGGAAGGACAGCCCUCCACGUGUCCUGCUGGCAAGGGCAUGUAGAAAUGGUCAGGAUGCUGAUCAACUAUCAUGCCGACGUGAACUCUUGUGACAACGAGAAGCGAUCCGCCCUCCAGUCAGCAGCUUGGCAAGGCCACGCAAAGGUUGUGCAGUUCUUGAUUGACAAUGGCACUCACGUGGAUCAUACAUGUAAUCAGGGGGCAACAGCGCUUGGCAUUGCUGCCCAAGAGGGGCACAGAGAUGUAGUGCAGAUCCUUCUAGAGCAUGGCGCUGACCCCAACCACGCAGACCAGUUUGGACGCACAGCCAUGCGAGUGGCUGCAAAAGGGGGGCAUUCAAUGAUAAUUAAACUUCUUGAGAAGUAUGGGGCCUCAAGUCUUAAUGGCUGUAGUCCUUCACCAGUACACACAAUGGAACAGAAAACCCCACUCUCUGUAUCUGGGAAAAUGCAGUCCCUCACAAUCAAAUCCAACAGCUCUGGCAGCACGGGAGCUGGAGAUAUGCAGUCAUCUGGACGUGGUUUACAGAACGGUCCUCUCCACGCCUUCAGCUCCCCUUCGGAAUCUCCUGACUCUACCGUGGACAGACAGAAGUCGUCUCUCUCAAAUAAUUCCCUCAAAAGUUCUAAGAACUCCUCACUGAGAACCACCUCGUCCACAGCGACUGCACAGACUGUGCCGAUAGAUAGUUUCCACGGAAUGACCUUCACAGAGCAAAUCCAGCAACACUCUCUUCCUCGCAGUCGUAGCCGACAAUCCAUCGUGUCACCUUCCUCCACCACCAAGUCCAUUGGACAUCAGCCGGGGUCUCCAUCAAGUGAAUUUGACUGGGCUCAGGUUAAGCCAGGUCUCAAGUCGACCAAAGGGACUAAGACCAGAAAUGACACAUCCAACAGCAAAGGGGGGUCCGGAGACAAGAAAAGGCUCAAGAGCAUUGGCUUAACCCAGAGUCAGGUGUUAGAAUAUGAGAUGACCCAGUUUGAUAAGAGGAUUGCGCUCAACAAGCCUGUAGCGAACAUUGCGGUGAAGGAUCCUCAUUGUAAGAUUAUGGUUGGUGGCUCCACCCAGCCAGAAGGGGGGCUGACCCAAGAGCAGUUAUUCAUCCAACAGCAGAGCAUUGCAGAGAAGAAGCGAAAUGGCAUUAUGACCAACCCCAACUACCAUCUUCAGGGCAAUCAGGUUUUCCUCGGGAGGGUUUCUGUCCAUAGGACUGUACAGAAUAGAGGACACCAGGAUGUGCUGGAGAACUACCCUAUAGGGGAGACUGAAUUGAGCCUUAAACAAGUCCUGAAACUGCAGAUAGAAGGAUCUGACCCUGGGUUUAAUUACAAAAAGGAGACACCGUUAUAGCUGAUGUCUUGAAUGCCAUUCGUCAUGCAGACAUCGGAGGGAAUGUGCCAAAGCAACUAUUUUCAUCUGAAAACCUAGGGAAGAAUGUUGAUCGCUGCACAAGGCUUACAUGAACUGAUACUUCAAUGUGCCUAUAUCUGUUACAGCCUUGUCAAUGUAAUCAUGCACACUAUCAUUUAAUUUAAUGUAUUGAUAUUUAAUAUGCAGUGUAUGCACUUUUUAAAAAGAGAAAAUGACAAACAUGCAUUUGUUCAGCCUCCCCUUUAUGCUCUGUGUUUCAAACUAAUUGUUCAAAAUAAUCAUAUAUUGUUUUUGUGUUUGUUUUAUAUAUGUGUUGUUUUGUCUUGCAAUCAUACACACCAACAGCAAUUUACAGCUGAGUACAUUGUCACAUCUGAUCAGAGGACAUCAAGAUAAAUCGAUGACAUGGGAUAAUGUUACGCGCAUUGAUACUCUGUCUUUCUGAAGACCCCAAAUAAUCGGUGUUAACCUUGUUCAAUGUGCUAAACAUACACUAUACUAUAUAUACAAAAGUAUGUGGACACCCCUUCAAAUGAGUGGAUUUGCCUAUUUCAGCCACACCG